GAAGAUACAGGAGAGAAACCUUUCUCAUGUUCAAGAUGCGGAGAAAGGUUUCUAAAAAAUGAAAAUUUAAUGGUUCACAUGAGAACUAACACAUGUCAGAAGAUUUACAAAUGUCUGUCCUGUGGAAAAAGCUUCACUCAUAAAUCAAAUCUUUAUAGACAUGCCAAAACUCACACAGGUGAGAAGCCUUUCAAAUGUGAGACCUGUGGAAAAAGCUUUUUUCGGUCUUCUGAUCUUAAUAAACACACCACAACUCACACAGGUGAGAAGCCGUUCAAAUGUGUCUUUUGUGGAAAAGGCUUUUCUCAGACAUCUGAUCUGUAUAAACACACCAGAAUUCAUACAGGUGAGAAGCCGUUCUCCUGUAGUAUUUGUGGAAAAAGUUUUAUUAGAAAAAAUAGCUUGACAUCUCACAUGAGAACUCACACGGGUGAGACCCCUUUCAAAUGUGAGUACUGUGGAAAAGGCUUUACCGAAAAAGGUGCUCUUCAUAAACACAUCAGAAUUCACACAGGUGAGAAGCCGUUCUCCUGUACCCUUUGUGGCAAAAGUUUUAUAAGAAAAAAUAGCUUGACAUCCCACAUGAGAAUUCACACAGGUGAGACGCCAUUCAAAUGUGCGUCCUGUGGAAAAAGCUUUACCGAAAAAGGCACUCUUAAUAAACACAUGAGAAUUCACGCAAGUGCAAAGCUGUAUAAAUGUGACUUCUGUGGAAAAGGCUUUUCUCAUAGAUUUGUUCUUUGUAACCACACCAGAAUUCACACAGGUGAGAAGCCGUUCUCCUGUACCGUUUGUGGCAAAGGUUUUAUUAGAAAAAGUAGCUUGACUUCUCACAUGAUAAUUCACACAGGUGAGACACCUUUCAAAUGUGUGUCCUGUGGAAAAAGCUUUACUGAAAAAGGCUCUCUUGACAAACACAUCAGAAUUCACACAGGUGAGAAGCCGUUCUCCUGUCCUCUUUGUGGUAAAAGUUAUAGUCAACAUGGUAGUUUGAGUUACCACAUGUCAACUCAUGUGUGAAAUGAUUGCCAUCCAUGAAACAGAUCUUAAAAAGAAAGAUAUUUAUUGGUUUACAUAAGAAAUCACAUCAGUUGACGCUACAGAAAUGAACAGGAGAGACUUUUUCCAUGUUUUACCCGUG
This is a messenger RNA of Cyprinodon variegatus (sheepshead minnow), 1141 nucleotides long. RefSeq names its product gastrula zinc finger protein XlCGF8.2DB-like. Gene Ontology annotation, molecular function: DNA-binding transcription factor activity; RNA polymerase II cis-regulatory region sequence-specific DNA binding. The transcript has a single exon. The annotation marks the transcript as partial. Gene Ontology annotation, biological process: regulation of transcription by RNA polymerase II. The record is from RefSeq and is a predicted model, not a curated record. Lineage: Eukaryota; Metazoa; Chordata; Actinopteri; Cyprinodontiformes; Cyprinodontidae.